Molecule: messenger RNA, 11863 nt
Organism: Salvelinus fontinalis (brook trout)
Lineage: Eukaryota; Metazoa; Chordata; Actinopteri; Salmoniformes; Salmonidae
Product: twist-related protein 2-like
Exons: 2
Coding region: 9570-10175 (201 amino acids)
Biological process (GO): developmental process; regulation of transcription by RNA polymerase II
Molecular function (GO): RNA polymerase II transcription regulatory region sequence-specific DNA binding; DNA-binding transcription factor activity, RNA polymerase II-specific; protein dimerization activity
Source: RefSeq, a predicted model, not a curated record
GCGGUAGUGAGUGUUGCAACCGAGCACAGAUGAUUUUUAUGCGCUUCAGCACUUGGCGGUCCCGUUCUGUGAGCUUGUGUGGCCUACCACUUCACUUCGCGGCUGAGCCCUUGUUGCUCCUAGAUCUUUCCACUUCACAAUAACAGAGCUUACAGUUGAGUGGGGCAGCUCAGGGCAGAAAUCUGACAGACUUACUUGUUGGAAAGAUAGCAUCCUAUGACGGUGCCAUGUUUAAAGUCACCGAGCUCUUCAGUAAGGCCAUUCUACUGCCAAUGAUAGUCUAUGGAGAUUGCAUGGCUCUGUGCUAAACUUUAUACACCUGUCAGCAACGGGUGUGGCUGAAAUAGCCAAAUCCACUUAUUUGAAGGGGUGUCCACAUUCCUUUGUAUAUUUAGUGUAAAUCAGAUGCAUUAUAGGACUUAUCAUGGACAAACCUUAUUAAAUGACAUUAUAAAGGCUAAUACAUGGUUAUAGCAAGUUAUAAAGCAUUAUACCUGCAAUAUGUUAUAUACCUGCAGGCUGUUACCCAGUGCUAAAGUAAAAGUAAAGUGUCACUCAUAUUAUGAUCUAAUAAAAAUGUAUUUAAUUCUACCACCUACAAACCCCAAAUUUAGCACCUGUGUGUAUUUUGGUGGUUGUGGUAUAGUUACCAUGGGAAUGUUUCUCAGAUGGAUUCUAUGAGGGGACGAGGGUUAGAGUGUCUGGGGAGCCCAGUGUGUUUUUUUGAGGGAAGGAAACAUUGUUGUUUUUAUUUAGCCAGGUCAGCCGUGUAGAAACAGACCUCGGCAUUAGAGUGGGAUUUACACUGAGAAGGAGGCAGCCAUUUUCCAACUCACUCAGCCCACAUUAUAAAAGAAACACCCUACAGCACUGCAGGCAACAGUAAACGCUCGGGCAAUAACCUGCGCUUUGAAGUUUGGCAAUUAUUCAAAUCCAUCCACAUUUUUAUUUUGCCCACUCAAAGGGGAGGUGGGAGGAUGCAAGGAGUUUUGGUGUAUGAUUUGGUUUAGACAUGUGUAUGAUAAAAGGGACUUUGAAGUUCAUAUGAAAAAUAUGUAAAUGACAUGUUGGUUACUUCUGUUGAGGUGAUUGACGCAACAGAUGCAAACGCUGAUAGAUUGCCAAUAGCUUUUUUAAUAUAGUUUUUUUUUUUUUACAUGAGAUUACCAUAAUAGGAAAGCAGUGUGAGUGAAGCUAGCACAGAGCUCUACCAAUUAUUUAAUGAAGUAUCUUCAACUUUGAUCCUUUAUAAGAGGCCAUUUUGCUGCCCUCAUCCUACUUCCCUAAUUCUACUCUUUUGUUUUAACAGCAUUCUUGUUGGUACUUAUGUAUUUAUUGCAUUACAUUGGUUUGUUUGCAAGCCCUCGGAGUCACGUUGUAUAAAGGUAAUUGCAAUGUUGUGGUUAAGUAGCCAUAGCAACAUUUAAAAAUAUAUAUAUAAUCUUGCUUGUUAUAACAUUUUACAUUAAGACACUGAAAAACAAUCCUCAUUACUUUCCAUUGAGCAAGUUGUAGGGGUUGGACCAAAAGACCGUCCUAUUAAGUUUAUACUGUAGGCAGUAAAAUGUGUGUGUCUUUGUGUGGUAUGUAAAGGGGAGGAGGGGGACUCCUUUCCAGCAAAAUCAAGGAAGGAAGUUGUCUAAGACUUAACUGGCAGAAAUAAUGAAACUGAAAAAAGAAGAGGAAACUUGAAAAAAUGCAGGAAUAUUUCAAAUUUCCUGUUGGGAAAAAAUAACCAAAAUUAAAAGUAAAACCUUUGCUUAUCUUUUCACACUACGCAUCUUAAUCAAAUGUAUUAAAAUCAUUUUUAAUAAUCAGAUUUUUUAAAAUAUUUUUUGAUUUUAUAUAUUCAAAUUAUAUAUUCAUUUUGUCAGACAUACUUAAUAUAUAUUGGUAAAUGCCAAACAGCAAUUGCACCUAAAAUAUUGAUGCGCCGCAUAUGACCUAUGCAUCAAGUUAAGUGAUUAACUCUUCGUUAUAGUACAGUUCAGAGGGGACAGUCACAGUAGGCUUUACCUGUUCACCUUUUCUUGUUCUUACAACUUCAUCAUACGGUAACAUGUAUAUAGGAGGUCAAAUAGCAUUUAUAAGGCCAUUUCCACAUGAUACCAUAGGUACAGUAUAUACUGCCUUCUAUAUAAGGUGAACACAUUUUGAAGUUUAUCUGUAUUUAAAGCAGGCCUGACAUCUGUGUGACAUCGAUAUCCAUUGUUGCACUUUGCAUACAGGAAAAAAUGGCUAUUAGGAAAAUACCCAUUCAGCCUCAAACAUACUUUGGUUCAUGAGUAUUUAUAAAAAAGAAAGUAUUACAACAAAAAAAUACGUGAAUGAAAAGCGAACAUCUUGAUUUAGUAGAGAACCAGAUGGCUGCUUUGACAUUAAAAAGGCGCUUUGGCAUUUUGGAGAAGGCAGUUUCGGAAUGAUUUCCGAGGAACUUCCGCAAAACGCAGUACAAAGCCCACAGAUAUUUAAGCAAUAUCCAUUGCAAUUUACUGUUUUAUUUACAAACUGAAACAUAUGUCUCUGGACCUUUGGCUUCUUUUCCCUUUUCCCCACUCUCUUUCUUCUUCCUCUCUUUUACUGCUAAACCCUCUCUCUCUCUCUUCUCUCUCUCCUCUCUCUCUCCCCCCCCCCCCUCCUUUCUUUAUAAGUAACAUCAGGUGAUUAACCCCUUCACUUGGCAGCAGUACAGUAGGAUGGCCGACCUUCAGGUUCAAUCAAUGUUUGCCUCUCCGACUCUUUUGUUUUCUGUGUUGCUUCGCCCGUGGACCACAGAACCUUGCAUCUGAAACAUUUUAGGAGACACAUUUUUGCCGUUUAUAACACAAAGGGAUAUGCCAUGGCAGGGGCAGGCGUUUGAAGUGGCUUCAUAGGGAGAACCAGUACCAGAAAAUGUAGCUGAACAUAACUUUCGUAAGGUAAUCUAAUCUAAUGGAAAAGGGGCUUUGAUUUAACUUUAAAGUAUUGCGCUUUGAAGCUAGCUACAGAGUUACGUUGAUAUUUCUAAUGCAAUUGCUCUGUUCUACGAACGGUGAUACACAGGGCCUGGUCAGAGACAUCUUCUGGGUUCACUCUAAUGCGUUUGAUGUGUUCGGAUUGAAAUGAAUUCUCCUCAUGCCCAGUUGUUGCAGUGUGAUCCACCCACUCACUCAUCGAUGCAUUCCGACUCCUUGAGGGGUAGCAAUAGAUCACUAUCCAAUCACCCCCUCCACUGUAAUGUCUGUGAUCUAAGGUUACCUCAGUUGGAUGCACCAUCCAGAGACAUUCCCAUCUAUCAGAUGAUGGGACAUUUCUUAGAAGGGCCCAGCAAAUCAAAUCAAGUUUAUUUUAUAUAGCCCUUCGUACAUCAGCUAGUAUCUUGAAGUGUUGUACAGAAAAGCCUAAAACCCCAAACAGCAAGCAAUGCAGGUGUAGAAGCACAGUUUUGGUUUUGUCACACCGUUAAGAUAGAAACCUGCGUAAACCUUGUUCUAAUACUAGAUUUUCUGCAUAUUAAUACCAAUGGGCAAUGCUAGCUGGCUUAAUGUGCUGUACGUCAAGUAGUGAUAGGGCACUUGUUCAGUCUACGGUCAUUUUGUGACAAGUGUGAAAGGAGUUAGCAAUGCUAAUCUAGCUAAGGCUAGCUUUCACUACAUAGUUCUGCUUGGCUGUGAUUUGGAGUGAGCUAUGCUCACCUAGCCUAGCCUAACGUGCUCUAUAUAGUUCUGCUUGGCUGUGAACUCCGCCGGGACUGUUUGUAAUGUGCCAUGGAUGGACCCUGGGACUUAAACACUGUAAUCAGAGCCAGCGCAGGAUAUUGGCUAAAUUACACAUGAAAGCAGGGACAUUUAAGGGAAGCUUAAAUGCUAAAUAUUAUUAUAAAUUAUAGCCUAAUAUAGGGAGAUAAGUCUCAGGCAAACUGGAAUAACACAGGUUAGCACGCAGAAGUGGAGAAAAACCCCCGCUGCCAGAAAAAUACUUUCCGUGCUGCCUUGCUCUGUCCACACACACACAUGCGGCACAGCGACAAACUGUGUUUGUGUGUUUUCAAAGGGCCCGAUUUGCCAUAAGAAUACAUUGAUUUCAUUUCAUUAGCCAUCAAAAAGAAAAGUGGAGGAAAAAUCUAUUUUGCUGGCUGUUGAAGUGAAUAAAAAUGCCCCAGACCUGCCUCUCUCCCAGCUUCAAACCCCUCAACCCCUCAUCACUACUUAUACUCUAUAUCUAUAUACAUCACCGUUCCCCCUCGGUUCACCACCCCCAUCCUUCACCGCCAUGCACCCUCACUCUCCACCCACCCCCUCUAAGUCGAUACCCCACAGGAUGUCCUGCUCUACAGGGGGAAAUGGGUCCCAGAUGUCUGCUUGUGUCCCAUGGGCUCCAGAGGAGGGAUGGAGCAGCAGCGGUAGGAGGGAUGGAUAGGGGGAAUGGGGUGAGCGAACUUUUAAGGUGAGAAGUUUGGUGAAGGGUAUAUUCUCGGACUCAUUUUCAACGGGGACUAUAUUACGCAAUGCUUACAUGUUAUGAUAGAAGGUCCACAUGCCAUCGAUCAGUUGUCUCUCCUCAGAAUUUUCUAAGAACUUUACAGGAAGCCAGUAAUUGAAUUGACAGUAUUAUGGGUUUAAGAAAAGUUUUUUUCUUCGUUGCUCAAAAACUUCAAUAGUCCGUCCUCAUUCAACAUAUGCAUUCCUCAGUACAGUAUUUCACUACUAUGGAUCAGUUCGAACUAAACCAUAUGUGCCAAACUUAAAGUGGACAUUACGAUUGCCUGUGCUCCUCUUUGAUAUCGAAGCCAUCUCUAUAUACAGUGGGGGCUGAAAAUGUUUGAAAAUAAAUACUUCAAAUACUGAGGUAUAUUGUAUGCAAAAAAUUAAUAUUAUUUUAUGCUAAUACAAUUGUUCAGAUAAAUCGUUUUUUUCAAAAAGGUAGGGGUCAAAAUUAUUGACACCCCUUAAAGAUUCUUAUGACUAAAGUAGUCAACAAACUCUACACAUUUUUUGGGAGGAAUUAGAUUUUUGUUUUGGUUGUGUUUCAGAUUAUUUUGUGUCCAAUAGAAAUUCAUUAUAAAUAAUGUAUUUUGGAGUCACUUUUAUUAUAAAUAGGAAUAUAAUGUUUCUAAACACACAUUAAUAUGGAUAAUUACAGAUAUUCCUGAAUGAAUUGUGAAUAAUGAUGAGUGAGAAAUUACAGAGGGUCAAAGAUCAUACCCCCAAGACAUGCUAAUCUCCCCUGUUAUUUAUAGAUAAUGGUGUGAGGUUAGCAUGUCUAUAUUUAUAAUAAUAUUUAGAGGUGUCAAUAAAAAAUGUAUUACUUGUUAAACAACAUCUCUUUCUCUGAGUAAUUGUAUUAGUAUAAAAUAAUAUAAUUUUCUCAAUUUUUUGUAUUUGAAUUCUUUAUUUUUUACAGUCAUUAUUGCUCAUCUUUAUCAAGGGUGUCAAUCAUUUCAGACCCCACUGUAUAUCCUUUUGAUAUGGUGCAGUCUAUUUGCACCUACAGGAGAGGUUCGUUAUUACCCCCCAAAAAUAAAAGUCAAAAGAGAAACGGGCCGGAGUGUUUAGUGAAACAUUAUGUAGAGACUGACAAGGAAAUGAAAUGUGCAACAUCAAUCAGCCUAUGAGGACGGAGAUCAAACGGCCCUCCACACUCCUGCAUCUGGUUCUGUUUGGACUGGCCUUUCUUUUUUCUCUUCCCCUCCUUUCUUUUCCCUUCCUUUAUUCCUCUCCCAUUCUCUGUCCCUCUCUUUCUUUUCCCCUCUGUUCUGCGUGAGGGGUGCGUGUUCCAUGCUGUUCCUGUUAGGCUGUCGUUCGCUCAUUCUUUCCAUGAUGGUGGCAUGGAGGCAUGCUCGGCUAAGGUAAGCAACCCCGAGGUUAGCUCUGGACGGCCCAACACAACAAUGGCCUACGUGUCCCUCUUCACAAAUCCACUGUCUCCACCCGGAGGUUGGAGCCAAUUUACAUCUAAUUCCAGGGAAUUGACCUGGGAAUUUUGGUUGACAAUGUUAAAGGGCCUGUUGUGUAAAUAAGACCUGUUACAAUUCCAAUGUGAUGUUCACUUUGGCAACAAUGCAUUAUUAGCAUGUAUAAACCUUUAUAAUCUCUUAUAAUAAGGCUAUGUCAGAUUACAUAUCAACAUUUCAACAGACUGAAAUUGGCUGGUAUAUAGUCAGGAUCAAUAUGAGAUUAUUAUAAGACAUUAUAAGGGGGGUCAUACAUGAUCAUAACAAGUCUUACAUUGCAUUUGAACUGCACCCUAAUGCAUUAUACCUACAUGCUAAAGCACAGUGUUACCUCCACUUCAAUACCUUAGCUGCUGGAAUUCCUAUUCUGAGUUGAUUGAAGUUGAGUGGAGUUGAUCCCCAGCUCUUUUCAAUACCCCCAAAUGAAACGUACCCUUUGCAAUCACGGAGUUCACUAACCCCUCUCCAAAACCCCCUCUCGAAUUCUCUCUUUCUUUAAGUCCUGCUAUAAAACUGUCAUAACACAAAUAUAACAUCUGUCAUAACCUAAAAUUACAAUUCAUAUCAAUUACUAGUUAUUACUAACUAUUCAUGUCUACUGAUAUAUUUGAAAUCCACGAGAAGGCAUACAGAACUAUGUUCAUUGUCAAGAUUUUAAAUGGAAGUUUCUUUCUCAUUCACUUGUUGAAAUUUUUGCUAUCAACAGCUGUAACUAUAGACAAUGUUACGUAUUCUUUAUUUCUCAUCCACGGUAAGAAUAACUUUUGUAUUAUGAUAUAAGACAGCUGUUUUAAGCUAAUGUUACACAUUUAUAGGUUUGAUCUUGCAGAAAUCAAGAGUAAUGUUCCAGUAUUUUAAAUGGGAAAUCUUAAGGAUUGCACCUUUACUGAUGUGUAACAACACUCUCAUGUAUGAAACAGUUGGUUUUAAUGCAUAUUAUGUAAUUUUGUAUUUUUUUAUUUAACCUUUAUUUAUUAAUUAGGCAAGUCAGUUAAGAACAAAUUCUUAUUUUCAAUGACGGCCUACUGGGGAACAGUGGGUUAACUGCUUUAUUCAGGGUCAGAACGACAGAUUUUUACCUUGUCAGCUUUGGGAUUCAAUCCAGCAACCUUUCGGUUACUGGCCCAAUGCCUUAACCACUAGGCUACCUGCCCCCCCCCCAAAAAAGCAGUAUACAGAAAAUAGUCAUCCUAUUUGUUUCAGUUUGAGUAGAUAUAGAUCCUUGACAUAUUGACAAUUCUAUGUGUGUGUGUGCGUGCGCUUCUACGUGCAUUUGUAUGAGUGUGUGUGUUGUCCUUUGUGGUGUGGCCCUGCAAGCCCAGAUGUGUGUUCCCCUGGGUUACUGGUGUGGAGAGAGAACAUGUGUCUACUCCACCAGAGGGCAUGGAUGGCAUAAUUAGCAGCCCUCUCACCUUAGUGGUCACAGGGUCAGAGCUUAUACAGGGUCAGAGCUGGGCCAGCCCAAUGGCUACAUCUCUCCCAUAUAGUGAUUGCAGUGGAUAAAAUGGUGACACCCAUUGUAGUUAUUCAAUUUCUAUGGGAUAAUGAUGGGAAUAUUAAUACAGUAGAUUUACCUGUCUGUUUUGAAAAGUUCUUUAGAAAUUCAUAUCUUGACUGAUCUUAAUGUACUUUUGAUUUACUAGGUUGUGUGGCAUAUUUUCUAUUUUUAUACCGAGAAAAUGUUAAUUCUCUGUGGCAGUAUGGUAUUAAGGUUUAAAGGUCACGAACAGGCAAAAUCAUGUUUAAUGAAAUUGGAUAAUACUUGAAGGAAACCAGAUCAAAGUAUAAAGACCUAAGUAUGAAAAAUGACUGUUGCUUCUACAUUGAUAAAGUUUGAUCAUAAAGUUACUGGUCUCCUCCCCAAUGUCAAACACUUGGAUUCAUAAUUAAGGUGACAUCACCUUAACUCUCAUUUGAAUACACCAAUGUUAACAUGAUCUUACCUAAUUUAAAUAAGUACCGCCUUGAAACCAACAUCGGAGAAGGCGUGUUUGCAGAGGGGCGCGGUUUAAAUAGCCUAACAGCUACUCUACUCAUGCCAAAAUUUCACUAUAGGGAGUCAACAAAUAUAAUACAAAUUGAUCUAUUCAUCUAUGGCAAAGAUACUUAUAUGUUUGAGCUUUCAUCUGUGUCUGGUGUUAGAUAGUUACAGGCUGGCUAGGUCUUCAGACAGCAUGGAACAAAGGGGGGGGGUCUUUCAAAACUCAGACGCAGUUGUCCAGUCAACACAUCCAUGAGUGCUGCUAUGAACCAUAUCACAAGAGACAUGUUAAACGGGAGAUGUAGAAAACCUACGUAUAAUUGAUGCAAUUUCAACGUUUUUUCGAGUUGUUUUGCGUACCACCACAUUUGCUUGAGAUGAUUUCACUGCAAGACUGCGUCCAAGUUGCUUGACAUUUUCCAAGAGCUGUCAGUCGAGGCCAGCUCCCGCCCACUCAGUAUUUUCACAAUGACUGUUCAGGACUUUUAAAAUAAUCAUCACAGUGUUUUUUUUUUUUUUAAGCUUGUGUGAGUUGUCUUGGUGAAUUUUCUAUUGAGGUAUUUUGUACACAGAAACGCAAGAUCACAACGUUUAUGUGAAAAUACGUCUAAAGAUAUUGAUCCACAUGUUAUAUUCCCCGACUGGCACUGAGGAGUGACCCUUGGCUCGAGGGAUGUGUUUUUAUAGUAUCAUGUGAUAGAUAUUAACUAUGGCACACAAAUAUUAGGGAGAUCACUUUGACCCACUUAAUGAAUAAUGAACACUUAAUAAUAUAUCUUUAUAUAGAAAACUGUAGUCCUUGAGAUAUCAUGCAUAAAAUGUUUUCAGUGUAAACUUAGUUUUAGGUAUUACAUCGACUUAAUCUUCACAUACCAAAGCAUUCACAUGUAAGCAUACUCAUGCAGUACCCAACACAGUGGCUUUUAUCGUCCCCCUUAAUCAACAAAGAAAAUGUUUCAUGUCUUAGAAGUUGAAGUGCAUAACAGACCUAUGAGUCUCAAAGCAUGUAAUUAAUUGAUGAGGAGAGAGACAAGAGACAAACAGACAAGCGGGUGCAGGAGAAAGCCAGGAGUGCUCCAGCAGCAGAAAUCUGGAACCUAUAAAGACGUGGACAACUUCAGCAGCUUUAACAAGGCCUCUCGCAAUUGGCUGAGAAGGCUACUUACCCCCUUUUAAGCCAUCCACCAACCUCAAGCUCACUUCCUGCUUCCAAACCACACCCAAAGAAGCCGGUGCUGGCCAAUCGCAGCUGCCCGCAGGCCCAGAGUAUGUGGGCGAGUAUAAAGGGACAGGAGUUAGCCCAGCAAAGCAGAUGGUUUGUUGUUGUUCUGCAUGCAGGUUGAGGAGAUGGGAAACUGUAGGUGAGGAAUUCAGCAAAGAGACACAGAAGCUUUGACUGGGAGUAAAGCCAAAACCUAUGGAUCUUCAACAGAUUGCAGAUUAGAAGCGUGAAGUGUAUCGGCCUCAUUCCUCUUGGUUUCACUGGAGGAAGAAGACUUCUAGGCCUUUGACUUUCUAUCAGAACUUCCUGGGAUAACGGUUGUCCCACACGGCUAUCUGAAGAAGAGAAAAGACAGGGAAAGAGAGAAAUAAAGAGCAAAAACCACCCUGCCUCGGAAGGGGAAGAAGGACGGUGGUCCUAAGAGGGAGGAGGAGAUGCGCGAGGAGGUGUCCUGCGCCAACUCCCCCGAGGGGGGGCUGGGGGCCAGCGAGGAGGAGCUGGAGAGGGGCUCCAAGAAGAGCGGGCAAACAGGGGGCCGAAAGCGGGUGCCGUACCACAAGAAAGACAAUCUGGGUCGGGCCGAGGAGAGGGCCGUUGUCAGCGGGAGCCCCAACAGCCUGGUUCCGUCGGGGCCCAAGCGGCAGAAGAAGCAACAGAACUCCCCCACGGCGGUGGUGUGUGUGGCCCCGUCCUCGCUGGGCUCCAACGGCCUCGGCUUAGGCUCGGGCGGCGAGCCCUUCGAGGACCUGCACACGCAGCGAGUGAUCGCCAACGUGCGCGAGCGCCAGCGUACGCAGUCGCUGAACGACGCCUUCGCCUCGCUGCGUAAGAUCAUUCCCACGCUGCCAUCGGACAAGCUGAGCAAGAUUCAGAUCCUGAAGCUAGCGUCGCGCUACAUCGACUUCCUCUACCAGGUACUGCAGAGCGAUGAGAUGGACGCCAAGCUGGCCAGCUGCAACUACUUGGCCCACGAACGGCUCAGCUAUGCCUUUUCCGUCUGGAGGAUGGAGGGCGCCUGGGCCAUGUCGGCCAGCCACUAGUGUCCCCUAUCUGUCCUGCUCUACCCGUCCUGUUCUGUCCUAACCCCACUAUCUCUGUCCUCCACCUAAGCCACUAUCUCUGCCCCCUCUUGUAACCCCUAACCCACUAUCGAUGUAACCCCUAAAGCCACCAUCUCUGUCCUCCUUUAAGCCAUUAUCUCUGCCCCUCCUAACUACAACCCAGAGUCACUGUUCACUCCCCAACCUUUUUACCCAUUCUGUCCCAACGUGUCGCUCACCUGUCCAUUGCCCCAUCAAUCCCACCAUACCCGUUCACCAUUCGACAUUGCCCCUCCCCUUCCACCUCAAAUGCCCCCUGACAAUGUAGCCCCUAACUCCGCAAGCGUCUACGGUGCACCCCUGCAGGAAGGACGCCAAAUGGAUGGACUCAUCUCCCUCUCUUAAAAAGGUCUGUUCCUGUCGAACCAGUAGCUCCCCCCGCUAUACCCUUAUCUCUCCUUCUCUGGAAGCCCUGCCCCACAGACAUGGGCAUUGGACCGGACACAUGCUUCGGUUUACGGACAGAUAUCCAGUCGACUCUCCUUUUGCAGCCUGACAGACAGUAUGAUAAUGCCAAACAUACAGUAUGUGACAAACUUCGGAACUGAAGUGAUGAGGAUACUUAAGGGUCACACGAUGAACUUUCUGUACGUUAAAAAAACGUCCAACGCAUCGGCCUGUGGCGUGACGAUGAUCCGCCAUUUUUAUGCCACUUCAAAGACUCUUUAAAAGAGGAAGAUUCUUUGACAACUGAGAUGACUUAUGAUCGUGAUAAUUACAAUGAUGAUCAUCAUAAGGAUGCCAAAGUAAUCGGUAGCUGGUGUUCCCAGCCCAAUGAAUGUUUACAGCAAAGAUGCUUAUAAGCUUUUGGCUUUUCGACCUCAAAUGUGUAGGUAGGAAAAGCCAAAGAAGCCUGACACACAUUUUCAGCAGUUGUAUAAACUAAUCUGCUUGACUUCUGUUGCCUUGUACAUGUAUUUCUCUGUUGCAUUAUUUCCCUUCAUAGCGAAUGGAUUUAGCAUGUGCAUAUGCAUUUUACAUUAUAAUGACUUUAUAUUAGAAUAAUUAAGCAAUAAUCUAUGCAGGCAACCUGUAAUACAUGAGUAAUGCACACAGUUUUGUAGCAUGCACAGAUUAUGGAUAGAUUAGACAUAGACAUAGCGGAUAGAUUCCCCUAAGGUCUUUCUGAUAUAUUGUUAUUUGUCCGUAGGAUUUAAGUAUGAAAAUGUAAUAUUCAAAACAACAAUGAAAUAAUACAUUAGAAAAAGAGUAACAGAUAACAUUUUGUCGUACAUUGUACAAGUUAACGGUUUAGUAGUUUUAAAUGCAAGAUGAGAGGAAAAUAUAGUUUGAAUAUUGUAAGUUUAGUAAUUCCUCAGGAUUUCUCGUUAAGAUGGUACUAUGCACAUACUGCAAUACACUAUCAGUAAAUUGAGAAUGUAUUAAGAAUGGAAAACAGUGCCGUGUACUUCUUAAAAAUAUUUGAUAAAUUCAGAUUUUGUGCUACUGGGUAUUGUUAGGUCGCGGCAAUGUUAUCUGAUGUACUGUCGCCAGGAAAUGUAUUUUGUCAGUAUUUUUUCAUCCUAAUGCUCAGCUGUAGUUCUUAGAAGAUUUUUUUUUGUCUCCAGCUUUUCAUUACAUGAGCUCCUGUGGAAAAUAAGAAUAAAUGCUGUUUUAAUAAAAUACCA